Molecule: messenger RNA, 1191 nt
Organism: Entrophospora sp. SA101
Lineage: Eukaryota; Fungi; Glomeromycota; Glomeromycetes; Entrophosporales; Entrophosporaceae
Source: the annotation of a GenBank genome assembly
AUGAAUCCAACGAAUAAUUCCAUUGAAGAAAGUAACUUUCCUAUUGAUCCAGUUAUUAAAUACACUAAUAAAGGUUCAAUCAGUAAUAAUUUUAAUUAUGAAGUAAUAGAAUUAGGAUACUAUCCUGAAACUUUUAAAAUUACUUGUGGAAAAAAUGGUUAUGCUAUUCUUGAUGAAUAUAAGGUUAAAACAACAUUUGGAAAAAAUAUAAUAACUUGUUCAAUUUAUUAUAAUGAAAAUGACUCUCCUGUUUUUCUGAUUGAUUGGAUUAAAGAUGAUGAAAAUUUUAAUGUAUAUUCAGAAAAUUCAACAACAGAUGCUUCUGAUUUAUAUUUCAUGAAACUUGGAUCAAAUUUACAAAAGUCAGGAAUAUUAAUGUUUGGAUUGCAAUUAGAAUGCCUUAAAAAUUAUCGUGAACAAAAUCCUCUUAAAGAAAAAUGUCAGAGAUUAAGGGUUAUAUCAGUAGGCCAAGAUAUUCGACAGACAUUUGAAAGUAGUGAGUCAUCUGCUUUAAAUAUUAACAAAGAUUUAGAACAAGCAUCAUUAAUCAAAACAAUAUUUGAAGCAAAUGAUAUUUGCUAUGAACUUUCUUAUGAUAAAAAAAAUUCAAAUGUUGAAGAAGCCAUUGUCAAAUCAAAUUUACAAAAGUCAGGAAUAUUAAUGUUUGGAUUGCAAUUAGAAUGCCUUAAAAAUUAUCGUGAACAAAAUCCUCUUAAAGAAAAAUGUCAGAGAUUAAGGGUUAUAUCAGUAGGCCAAGAUAUUCGACAGACAUUUGAAAGUAGUGAGUCAUCUGCUUUAAAUAUUAACAAAGAUUUAGAACAAGCAUCAUUAAUCAAAACAAUAUUUGAAGCAAAUGAUAUUUGCUAUGAACUUUCUUAUGAUAAAAAAAAUUCAAAUGUUGAAGAAGCCAUUGUCAAAGUAAUGGAUGAACAUAAUAUUAGUAGAGAUUCAUAUAGAGCAUUAGCAGCAAUAAUUCAUUCUUUACCACAUGAAUAUGUUAUAGAGAAAAGAAGAAAUAAAAUCAAUCAAAUAAUUACUGAAAAAGUACCAAUUUCCACUUUUAAUACAUCAAGAGAAAAUCCUGUGGAAAAUGACACAAGUGAUGUGGAUAAUGAUAGUGGCAAUGAUACAGAAGAAGAAAUCAAUGAAAAUAUAAUUGUAGCAGAGGAGUCAUGUAGAAAUGGAGUCUGA